Molecule: messenger RNA, 580 nt
Organism: Drosophila montana
Lineage: Eukaryota; Metazoa; Arthropoda; Insecta; Diptera; Drosophilidae
Exons: 2
Coding region: 26-511 (161 amino acids)
Source: RefSeq, a predicted model, not a curated record
CUUCAUUUUUUGUGCAAUAUCUAACAUGAGUGGAACGCUGAUGUCCGUUCUUUUAUUUAUCUUAAUAUGUGCGCCCACGUUGCACGCCCAGGUCCUUUGCAAGAUUCCCGAGCAAGGCAAGAUGCCCAUCAAACAAAAACGCGACAUGGAUCGGGAUGAAUACAAAAGGAGUGGGGCGCCAAGUCCAGAAACGAUGGCCAUUGAACCGGAUGCUUUCAUACCUAAUGAAAACAGGCUGGAUUUAAAUGAAGAUGGAGGUGCCGUUAGACCUGGUCCUGGGAAAUUAACGAAAAAAAAGCAGUCAUACAGGCUAAAGAUCCCAUACAGGCAGAGCACCUUCAUGCGGAAUCCGAACUAUAGAAGGAUCAACAGGAAGCUUGACAAGAUCGCCGAAAGGAUGUUUAUGCUACAAUUGCCCCUACCGCAUCCCGGCGCCCAGCCAGGCAGCUCCAAUGGCUGUGACCAGUCCACGGUAAAACCGACUGCCAAAUUUAUCAAAGUCAAAAGUUAAUAGCAAGCCGCAAAGCUGGUUUAGAAUCGAACUAAAAUGCGAACCAAAUUAAUUUGUUUACAAAAACUA